Messenger RNA from Owenia fusiformis, 1104 nucleotides. The record is from the annotation of a GenBank genome assembly. Lineage: Eukaryota; Metazoa; Annelida; Polychaeta; Sabellida; Oweniidae.
UUCAGUUCAAUAGUAACUUCAUUUCACGCAUUUUAUCAUAUUCUAGAAGAAACGAUCACUGAUGGUUCCUCUUGUCCAGAGAUUCCAGAUGUCAAGCUUACUCUUCUUGGCAUUGUUCCUUGCGAUGACAUGUCAUACCAAUGGCUUCUUAAAGAAGGACCAUGCCGUUACUAUCACUGGCUGCUUUAAAUGUGGAGGGUACCCAAUAGCCAACUGCCGUGUGAAGCUUAUGGAUGAAGAUUUGAUAUUUCACGACACUUUGGCCGAAUCAUGGACUGACAACAAUGGUUGCUUUGCACUUUCUGGAAAGGGGCGGGAUGGAUUGUGGGGGAGGCCGGAUAUAUUUGCAGAGCUUGAGUACAACUAUUUAAAUAAAAUGCGUAUUCGAAACUUUUGGGGAUUCACGAGAGAUGCGAGAUCUUCUGUAAAAGACAACCACUCUGGUUUUCACAACUUCGGCAUGAUCAACAUCAAUGACGAACAUUGUCGAGCAUACGUACGUUUCCGCGCUGCAAUCAUUGACUAUAUCUCACGAUCCGGUAAUAGUGCAUUGCCCUAUAGUUACCUUAAAGUCCAAACUAAAUCAGUGCUGACUGCUGGGAAACCUUGGGCGACGACGGAUAAAAUCAGACUACCAUCGGGAUAUUCUUUGGAUGCUGAAACAGCCAAGCAUGAAUUAGCCCACACCAUAAGACACACGUUAGACGGCAGCAUACUCCAUGCUGCUUACGACGCUGUCAGGUUCAAAUACGCCCAGUACCAUACGUGUAUUAAAAUCACAAAUUUUGGGUUUGCCUUCAACGAGGGCUGGGCGGAGUAUUGGGAGGGCCAGUGUAGCUGCACAUUGGGUGACGGCAAAGACAUGCGUGUUGAAGGGAAUGUUGCUGCAGCGUUGUGUGUCCUAGCAAAUUGCACAGGUGACGAGAAAAUGGUGAAUACCCUGGAGACAAAUGAAGGAGAAAUUCAUUCAUACAAUUCCUUCAAAAAUGCACUGUGUGCGAAAUACCCGGGAGGAAGUUGCUGUUAAAACAACCAGCAACAUUAGUGAUAAAGUUAGAUUCAUAACAGAUGUUUAAUUUGUAAUUGAAAAAUAGAAAAGUUGCA